Messenger RNA from Lycium ferocissimum, 1004 nucleotides. RefSeq names its product protein OXIDATIVE STRESS 3-like. Bases 185 to 775 code for a protein of 196 amino acids. The record is from RefSeq and is a predicted model, not a curated record. The transcript has 2 exons. NCBI's taxonomy places the organism in Eukaryota, Viridiplantae, Streptophyta, Magnoliopsida, Solanales, Solanaceae.
CUUUCUUUAUUUCGCAUACUUCCCCGCACAACAUUCCUAUCUUUCUAACCUUUAUUUUAAGGUGUUACUUAUCAAUUCCUUAACCAAAAGAGAGAGAAAAAGAUUGCAUUUGAAGCCAUUUUUUGAGAACUUGGUGAAACUAAUAUCUUCAAGAACUGUAUGGUGGAUUUUGUUUGUUUAGAUUAUGAGUAUGAAAAUGGGUUUAGUUUCUUUGGACCAACAAAACAACCAUGGGAUCAUGGAUGAAGAAAAUCAAGAUUCUUUGUCUGAUUUUUCUGAAGGAGGAGUUUUUAGUAAUUUCUCUUCGUCAGAAGAUGAAUCAUCUGAUCCAACUUCUCCUAAUUCUUCUUCUGGUAGUUCAAGCAAUGAGCACAAAAUUGGAGCUUUGCAAAAUAUGUCAUCUCUUCUUCAAGAACUUCCCUUCAAGAGAGGCUUGUCAAAGCAUUACAAUGGGAAGUCACAAUCAUUCACCUCUCUAUCAAAUGUGAGGAGCUUAGAGGAUAUGGCUAAACCUGAGAACCCAUACAACAAGAAGCUCAAAUCAUGCAAAAGCUAUGGAGUUUUCUUGGAAGGUUUCAAAUCAGAUCACUUGCAAUCCCAUGUUAUAAGAAGCAGCAGUUCUUCAAGACUCAGCUCAAAGAGAGGCUCAUGUUCAUCACCAAGGGCAAGGAGAAAUGGAAGCUUUCUUGGAAAUAAUAGUAGUAGACCUCCUGUUCCUCCACAUAGAUCAACUAGCACUGCCAGCUUUACAAGUCAAACCCCUUUAUUUGCUUGAUGGUUCUUAUGAUCAAUUUUUUUUUUAAAGAGAGUUUACUAAGUGUAUUUUGUGUUCUUGUUUUUGUGACAUGGAGUUCUUUACCUCAGCUGAAUCUUGCUGGUGCCUCUUAGCUGAAUCUUGCUUGUGCCACCUAAACGGUGAAUGUGUGACGUUUGUUGUUGUUCUGGUUAUCAAAAAGAUUUGACUGAUUCUACUCUAUAUAUGCUACCACUACAAUGUUGUUAUA